Molecule: messenger RNA, 4416 nt
Organism: Botrytis byssoidea
Lineage: Eukaryota; Fungi; Ascomycota; Leotiomycetes; Helotiales; Sclerotiniaceae
Exons: 3
Coding region: 1-4416 (1471 amino acids)
Biological process (GO): regulation of autophagy; cellular response to starvation; positive regulation of protein serine/threonine kinase activity
Cellular component (GO): TORC1 complex; cytoplasm
Molecular function (GO): protein-macromolecule adaptor activity; protein binding
Source: RefSeq, a predicted model, not a curated record
AUGACAGCAGUUGCCGUUCAGCAUGGAGCUCCCCGCCAACAACACAAUCUACACCGAUCAAAUCCCACUCCAAAUUUAAAUUCACCUUCAGGUCAACAACCUCAACCUCAAGACCAUACAUUUGCCACUGUGCCGACCUCACAACAACUGCCACAUUCGAGUCCGGCAAUAAAUGGUAUGAAUGGCACGUUAGGAACCAUGAAUUCGAGGCAUACUGUUAGCAAUGAUCCAAUACAGCCUGUCAACGGCGUAGAAGCUGGAUCUGCAUAUGCGCCGGCGAACUUGGAUCGCAUCAAUGGUACAUCGCAGAAUGAAUCAAGCACACGGCCAACAACUUCGACUGGAGCUACUGCAGAAUCAUCACAAGACGAUUCGGAGCCAGAUAAAAUACGGCGCAGACCAGCUGCACUACUUCAAAGAUCCAAGAGUGAUUAUGGACCGAGAGGUGAAGAUGCAAAUGUAGAUAUGGAAGAAGAUAUACAAGAUUGGGGAGAAAGGCAUGGAUUUGGAACUAAUUAUGCGUCUGAAGAGUAUGUUUCGCAACUAGCAAAUAACUGGUAUAUGUACUUUACGGAUAAACGACACGAGACGACGGGCAACCCUAAAUCACUAGGAUACGAACUUCAGGAUUGGCGGAUGAAGGAUCGUCUAAAGACCGUAUCUGCCGCAUUAGCAAUAUGUCUAAACAUUGGAGUCGAGCCACCCGAUCAAUUGAAGACCACACCUGGUGCAAAGUUGGAGGCCUGGCAGGAUCCUUCACAUCCUCCUGUACAAAAGGCUCUGGAGACGAUUGGAAAAUCUUUACAAGCCCAGUACGAGACAUUGGCUAUUCGAACAAGAUAUAAGCAAUAUUUGGAUCCAUCCGUCGAAGAGACGAAGAAAUUCUGCAUAUCACUCCGUCGGAAUGCUAAAGAAGAACGAGUUCUCUUCCAUUACAAUGGUCAUGGCGUUCCAAAGCCUACUUCAUCUGGUGAAAUUUGGGUCUUUAACAAGAACUACACACAGUAUAUUCCGGUAUCAUUGUAUGAUCUACAAACAUGGCUACAAGCACCCACGUUCUUCGUUUGGGACUGUUCAGAUUCGGGCAACAUCUUGAAUAACUUUCAUCGCUUUGUUGACAAGCAUGAACAAGAAGAGCUUGAAAACUCGAAAAAGGACCCAAAUUAUGUAGUUACAAACUAUAAGCCUUACAUUCACCUGGCAGCAUGUGGAAUUAAGGAAAACUUACCCACAAAUCCUCUACUACCUGCUGAUGUCUUUACAGCAUGCCUGACUACCCCUAUUGAAAUGGCCUUGUGGUUUUUCGUUCUACAAAACCCUCUCCCAUCACAAGUUUCACCAGAGCGAGCCAAGAAGCUUCCUGGUAGACUGCAAGAAAGGCGCACUCCUCUGGGAGAGCUGAACUGGAUCUUUACAGCCAUUACGGAUACCAUAGCUUGGACCACCCUCCCUAGACCCUUGUUUAGGAAGUUCUUCAGACAAGAUUUGAUGGUGGCAGCUUUAUUCAGAAACUUUCUGUUAGCGCAGAGAAUCAUGUCAGCUUAUGGAUGCCACCCACAAUCAUACCCGCAGCUUCCAGACACCCAUCAACAUUCUCUUUGGGAAAGUUGGGAUUUGGCUGUGGAAAUGGCUUUGGCUCAAUUGCCGUCGUUGGAGAUGAAGGAGUCUGGACAACUUCCAGAUUAUGAAUUCCAGAACUCCAGUUUCUUCACGGAACAACUCACAGCAUUUGAGGUUUAUCUGACACAGGGUGCUGUAACUCACAAAGCUCCCGAUCAGCUUCCAGUUGUUCUUCAGGUUCUCCUCAGUCAGCAGCAUCGAGUACGAGCUUUGAUACUGUUAGGGAAGUUUCUUGAUAUGGGUCCUUGGGCCGUAAACCUUGCUCUGAGCAUAGGUAUCUUUCCAUACGUUUUAAAAUUGUUACAAUCAGCCGCGGCAGAAUUGAAGCCCGUGAUGGUGUUUAUCUGGACUCGUGUUCUGGCUGUUGAUCUCACAUGUCAGCAAGAUUUGUUGAAAGAUAGUGGUUACAACUACUUCUCAAGUAUAUUGAAACCCAAUGAAGGUCUUCCAGUAGUGGAUAGCCUUGAACACAAAGCUAUGUGUGCGUUCAUUCUAGCCAUGCUCUGCAAUGGAUACAAGCAAGGUCAAAAUGUCUGCAACCAAACAGAUAUCAUGACUUACUGUUUGACACACUUGCAGAAUGCAGACAACCCACUUUUACGACAAUGGGCGUGUCUAUGUAUCAGUCAGCUUUGGAAUGAUCUCCCUGAAGCGAAAUGGCGGGGUAUCAGGGAGAAUGCACCUGCAAAGUUAUCCGGUCUGGUUCGUGAUGUAUGCUGCGAAGUCAGAGCUGCCAUGUUAUACGCCAUGACAACUUUUCUGGGAAUCCCGGACUUGACAGAUGAGGUUGCUCGAAAUGAGGAGUCAAUAUCGUGGACCGUCAUAGAACUAGCAAAUGAUGGAAACGCCAUGGUCCGCAAAGAACUGCUGGUAUAUUUCUCUAAGUUUAUACAUCGAUAUGAGAGUAAGUUUUGGGUAGUGGCAUUCGAACAGCUACAGGAGGAACGGGAGUAUAGACAAUCUCCCCCUCUCGACGAUGGGAAUGACCACAAAAUGGGAUUGCACUAUGCUCGUAUGGAUAACAGAAAUAAGGAUGGUACCAUCAAAGCCACAGCUCAGGGCUUGUCUCACAACUCCAUCUUUGCUGUGGUUUGGAAACACGUUCUAAUAAUGGCAAUCGAUCCACAUCCGGAAGUUCAGCGUAAUGCAACCAUUAUUGUGGAUGCUCUCCAUGUAUCACUCCUUCGCUCACCAGUUGGGGCCGCAGCCCGUAAACUAUUUGAUGACAUAAAUCGAAUUUCAGCAAAGCCAAAGGCAUCGAAGUCGCAUACGUCGGAGACAAGACCCAGUACACCAACGCGACAAGAUACCUUGUCAAGCACACAGUCGAGCCAGCAGGGCUUACUCAAAAGAACAGCUAGUUACUUGUUUACCCUGCCUUUCGGUGGUUCUACUGGCGAAGUGACACCACCUGACUCAACCGGAAGAUCUGGUUUGAAGUCACCUGGCCUAAAUCGGAAUUCUUUGCCAGCGCGAUCACGUCUCCCGCCAGACUUUAAUUCCCCACCAGAGCAGAAUGAUAUCGCAUCGACCCCAGGCACAUAUCAUGCAGCAAAUGAGCCAACAUCAGGGGGAUUUCAACCUCGAAACCUGUCGGAACCAUGUACUAUACCAUUGGAGAGUACUUUCCUAGAAUGGUCAAUUGAAUAUUUCCGCGAACCCCAGAUGAAACCGAACGAAGCUGAGGAGCCCGGAAGUACUGACUAUAACGAACGACUUUGGAGACGAUCGAGGAACGAAGCAAUUCUUCGCGAUACUCAACCCCAGAAAGAAAUUGCCGGCAAUGGCAAAUGGACGCACGCUACUGGAUUUUUCAACAAUUCUAGUCAACCGACAAAAAUGACACUCCAUCAAUUUGAAGAUCAUCUCGCUGUGUCUGAUGAUCGCGACACGAUUUGUGUUUGGGAUUGGAAGAAGCAAGAUCGCCUUAGUAGAUUUUCAAAUGGUAAUCCAGAAGGUUCCAGGAUUAGUGAUCUCCAGUUUAUCAAUGAGGACGAUCAAGCCUUCUUGUUGACGGGGUCUUCAGAUGGUGUUAUUCGUAUUUAUAGGAAUUAUGACUCCGACAAAAAGAUUGAGGUUGCUUCAGCAUGGAGGGCUUUGACGCAUCUUGUCCCAAGUAACGUCAAUUCUGGUAUGGUAUUUGACUGGCAACAAGUUACUGGAAAACUCUUGGUAGCCGGUGAUGUAAAGGUGAUCAGAGUGUGGGCUGCGGCGCCAGAGCUUUGUGUCGUGGAUAUCAAUGCUCGGUCCGGUUCUUGUGUCACGUCUUUGACUUCUGAUCAAAUGACAGGUAAUGUUUUCGUGGCAGGUUUUGGUGAUGGAGCCAUACGAGUAUUUGACGCUAGAAACAAGCCACAAGAAGCUAUGGUUAAGAAAUGGAAAGAUGAAUCUGACAGGGUAUGGAUCAAGAGUGUGCAUAUGCAACGAGGUGGUCAAAGAGAGCUUCUCUCCGCCAGUCGCAAUGGUAAAGUUAAACUUUGGGACAUUCGAAUGGACAAACCAUUACGAGUUAUUCAGGCUACAAAGGAUACUCUACGUACUGCAAGCACUCAUGAACAUCUUCCAGUAUUUGCUGUUGGCACUGGAAAUCAUACAGUCAAGGUUUUCAAUUUCGAUGGCAGAGAACUCUCAAGAGUGGAGCCAUACUCGAGCUUCCUACAUCAAGCUCGUCAAUCACCCAUUUCAGCUACGGCUUUCCAUCCGCAUCGUAUGAUGUUAGCUUGUGCUGCGAGAGGCGAUAAUCAUAUAAAUCUGUUCUCAUGUGCGGAGCGAAAAGUGCCAUCAACGGAGUAUUGA